Messenger RNA from Gastrolobium bilobum, 4500 nucleotides. Its product is annotated as receptor-like protein EIX2. Lineage: Eukaryota; Viridiplantae; Streptophyta; Magnoliopsida; Fabales; Fabaceae. The record is from RefSeq and is a predicted model, not a curated record. The coding region runs from base 1 to 4500 and encodes 1499 amino acids. The transcript is spliced from 2 exons. Gene Ontology annotation, molecular function: protein binding.
AUGGCAGCUAUUUUGUUGUGGUUUCUAUAUGCAACCACUCUCAAUUUACGCAUGGGACAAAGUUUUUGCAAUGGAAAAGACCAACAUGAACUUUCAAUAUUUAAGCAAAGCAUUAAUGAUCCCUUGAAGAGACUCUCCUCUUGGUCCACUGAAGAAGAUUGCUGCAAAUGGAUUGGGGUUCAGUGUGACAACAUCACAGGUAGAGUCUCAAAGCUAGACCUCCAUUGUCCACUUGGUGAUGUUCAAUGUUUAGAGGGUGAAAUAAACUUUUCUGUCUUCAAACUUGAAUUCCUUAACUUCUUGGACUUGAGCUCUAAUAACUUUAAGGCUAUUAUUCAUUUUCCAAAUGGGUCUUCAAAUAUAUCCAAUCUUAUAUAUUUGGGCUUAUCAAUGAAUUAUAACCUCCACAUGGAGAGUCUUAGAUGGGUUUCAAGUCUUUCAUCUUUGAAAUAUAUGAACCUUAGUGGUGUUUUUCUCAAAGAUGAAACUCUUUGGCUUCAACAUAUGACUAUGCUCCCUUUCCCUUCAAAUUUGAGCUCCUUAAUUUUGAGAAACAAUGGUCUAAAAGGACUGAUUCCUGAAUGGAUUGGUCAAUACAAACAUUUAGAGGAGCUUGAUCUUUCUAACAACUCAUUUUCUGGUCCCAUUCCUUCAGCCUUUGGAAAUCUGUCAUCAUUGAGAUCUUUAGAUGUUAGCAUCAAUCACUUGAAUGGUAGCCUUCCAAGAGAUAUUGGGAAACUAUCAAAGUUGGAGGUUUUAUCCAUGGGGUUUAAUUCCUUUUCAGGCAUCCUUAGUGAACAAAGUUUCACAAAACUUUCAAACUUGAAGUCUUUGAGCCUUGACUCAUCUGAUUUUGUUUUUGAUUUGGGGUCCCAAUGGAAACCCCCUUUCCAGCUUGAAAAGAUUAGUUUCAGCUAUUGCAAGCUAGGUCCUAAGUUUCCUUCAUGGAUUUAUUCACAAAGAUCUCUGUUUUAUCUAGACCUUUCAAGUUCAGGGCUUUCAUUCAAUGUUGAUGAGUAUUUCUGGAGCUUUCUAAAACAAAUAGACCAUCUCUUUUUGUCCAAUAAUUCAAUCCAUGGAGACAUAUCCACAGCAUUGAUUAACAACACACAAAUUGAUUUAAAAUGGAAUAACUUCAGUGGCAAGUUACCCCAUUUAUCUCCUAAAGUCAUCUUCUUUGACAUAUCCAACAACAGCUUCUCAGGACCUGUUUUUUCUUUCUUCUGUCAAAGCAUGAUAGUGGAACAACAACAACUCUUGGACGUUUUGGACAUGUCACACAAUCUUUUAUCUGGAGAAUUACCUGAAUGUUGGAUGAAAUGGCAAUCUUUGCUCCAUGUGAACUUGGGGAGCAAUAAUCUAACUGGUAAAAUUCCUGAUUCUGUGGGCUCAUUGAUCAAACUUCAAACCUUUAGAGUUAGAAACAAUAGUUUAUUUGGAAAUAUACCAACUUCACUUAAAAGUUGCAAAAGUUUGUGGUACCUUGAUUUAGGCUUAAACAAGUUCACAGGAAAUAUACCACAUUGGUUUACAAACUUGAGUAUGGCACUCUUGUUACCAUCAAAUAAAUUCAGUGGCACUAUUCCAUUACAUAUAUGUGAACUUUCCAAUCUUCUAGUCCUUGACCUUUCAAAUAAUAGACUUUCGGGACCAAUACCAAAGUGCUUAUAUAAGAUUACAACAAUGGUUUCAAACAGUGUUGAUGAAGCCCUUUUCAUGUCUUACUUUCAUAAUUGGUUUUUGGCUCCAAUUUCUGUAAGAUCAAAUUUGGAGGAUCUACCCUUGUUUGUUAAAGGCCAAGAAUUGAACUAUUGGCAUGCUUUGAAGUUUAUGCACAGUGUUGACCUCUCAAGUAAUGACCUUUCAGGAUCAAUCCCUUCUGAAUUAUUCAGACUCAUUGCUUUGCAGUCUUUAAAUUUGUCAUAUAAUCAUUUGAUUGGAAAAAUAUCAAGUGACAUUGGACAUAUGAGGUUUUUGGAAUCUCUAGACCUUUCAAGAAACCUACUUUCAGGUGAAAUUCCACUAAGCAUGUCAAAUUUAUCAUUCAUGAGUUUCUUGAAUCUAUCUUACAAUGAUUUCAAUGGAAAAAUUCCACUGGGCACCCAGCUUCAGAGUUUUGAUGCAUCUAGUUACAUUGCUAUUUUGUUGUGGUUUCUAUAUGCAACCACUCUCAAUUUACGCAUGGGACAUAGUUUUUGCAAUGGAAAAGACCAACAUGAACUUUCAGUAUUUAAGCAAAGCAUUAAAGAUCCCUUGAAGAGACUCUCCUCUUGGUCCACUGAAGAAGAUUGCUGCAAAUGGAUCGGUGUUCAGUGUGACAACAUCACAGGUAGAGUCUCAAAGCUAGACCUCCAUUGUCCAUUUGGUGAUGUUCAAUGUUUAGAGGGUGAAAUAAGCUUUUCUGUCUUCAAACUUGAAUUCCUCACCUUCUUGGACUUGAGCUCUAAUGACUUUAAGGCUAUUAUUCAUUUUCCAAAUGAGUCUUCAAAUAUCUCCAAUCUUAUAUAUUUGGACUUAUCAAUGAAUUAUAACCUCCACAUGGAGAGUCUUAGAUGGGUUUCAAGUCUUUCAUCUUUGAAAUAUAUGAACCUUAGUGGUAUAUUUCUCAAAGAUGAAACUCUUUGGCUUCAACAUAUGACUAUGCUCCCUUUCCCUUCAAAUUUGAGCUCCUUAAUUUUGAGAAACAAUGGUCUAAAAGGACUAAUUCCUGAAUGGAUUGGUCAAUACAAAAAUUUAGAGGAACUUGAUCUUUCUAACAACUCAUUUUCUGGUCCCAUUCCUUCAACCUUUGGAAAUCUAUCAUCAUUGAGAUCUUUAAAUGUUAGCUUCAAUCACUUGAAUGGUAGUCUUCCAAGAGAUAUUGGGAAACUAUCAAAGUUGGAGGUUUUAUCCAUGGGGUUUAAUUCCUUUUCAGGCAUCCUUAGUGAACAAAGUUUCACAAAACUUUCAAACUUGAGGUCUUUGAGCCUUGACUCAUCUAAUUUUGUUUUUGAUUUGGGAUCCCAAUGGAAUCCCCCUUUCCAGCUUGAAAAGAUUAGUUUCAGCUAUUGCAAGCUAGGUCCUAAGUUUCCUUCAUGGAUUUAUUCACAAAGAUCUCUGUUUUAUCUAGACCUUUCAAGUUCAGGGCUUUCAUUCAAUGUUGAUGAGUAUUUCUGGAGCUUUGUAAAACAAAUAGACCAUCUCUUUUUGUCCAAUAAUUCAAUCCAUGGAGACAUAUCCACAGCAUUGAUUAACAACACACAAAUUGAUUUAAAAUGGAAUAACUUCAGUGGCAAGUUACCCCAUUUAUCUCCUAAAGUCGUCUUCUUUGACAUAUCCAACAACAGCUUCUCUGGACCUAUUUUUUCUUUCUUCUGUCAAAGCAUGAUAGUGGAACAACAACAACACUUGGCAGUUUUGGACUUGUCUCAAAAUCUUUUAUCUGGAGAAUUACCUGAUCAAUGUUGGAUGAAAUGGCAAUCUUUGCUCCAUGUGAAUUUGGGGAGCAAUAAUCUAACUGGUAAAAUUCCUGGCUCUAUUGGCUCAUUGAUCAACCUUCAAACCUUUAGAGUUAGAAACAAUAGUUUAUUUGGCAAUAUACCAACUUCACUUGAAAGUUGCAAAAGUUUGUGGUACCUUGAUUUAGGCUUCAACCAGUUCACAGGAAAUAUACCAAUUUGGUUUACAAACUUGAGUAUGGCACUCUUGCUACCAUCAAAUAAAUUCAGUGGCACUAUUCCAUUACACAUAUGUGAACUUACCAAUCUUCUAGUCCUUGACCUUUCAAAUAAUAGACUUUCAGGACCAAUACCAAAAUGCCUAUAUAAGAUUACAACAAUGGUUUCAAACAGUGUUGAUGAAGCCCUUUUCAUGUCUUACAUUCGUAAUUGGUUUUUGGCUCCAAUUUCUGCAAGGUCAAACUUGGAGGAUCUACCCUUGUUUGUUAAAGGCCAAGAAUUGAACUAUUGGCAUGCUUUGAAGUUUAUGCACAGUGUUGACCUCUCAAGUAAUGACCUCUCAGGAUCAAUCCCUUCAGAAUUAUUCAGACUCAUUACUUUGCAGUCUUUAAAUUUGUCACAUAAUCAUUUGAUUGGAAAAAUACCAAGUGACAUUGGACAUGUGAGGUGUUUGGAAUCACUAGACCUUUCAAGAAACCUACUUUCAGGUGAAAUUCCACAAAGCAUGUCAAAUUUAUCAUUCAUGAGUUUCUUGAAUCUAUCUUACAAUCAUUUCAGUGGAAAAAUUCCUACGGGCACCCAGCUUCAGAGUUUUAAUGCAUCUAGUUACAUUGGCAAUUCACAACUUUGUGGGGCUCCUCUUCCAAAAAACUGCUUAAAAUCCACGGAAGAAAAAGAAGAAGAAGAAAGUGGUGAUUUUAGGUCAUCGUUUGAACUAGGCAUGGGAGUUGGAUUUGCUUCUGCAUUUUGGGGUGUCUGUGGUGUCAUUUUCUUCAUCAGAAAAUGGAGACAUGCUUAUUUUCAAACCCUUCAUAACCUUUAUGCCUUAUUGUUGAAAAGAUGA